Drosophila kikkawai is the source of this 3058-nucleotide messenger RNA. It is a transcript of the gene rec, whose product is annotated as recombination-defective. Gene Ontology annotation, cellular component: nucleus; MCM complex. The record is from RefSeq and is a predicted model, not a curated record. Lineage: Eukaryota; Metazoa; Arthropoda; Insecta; Diptera; Drosophilidae. Gene Ontology annotation, molecular function: ATP binding; single-stranded DNA binding; single-stranded DNA helicase activity.
AGUAGCGCGUAAAUUUGGAAAACUUUUGUUAAGUUAAAAUGAAUCCUCCGCCUACCCGUGGCCGGGCUCCCUCGCGUUUUGUGCGUGGACGUGGCCGUGGAGGCGGCGCCUACCGCCCAUACUUCUACUUUCGGCGGAACGGACGCGUCAUCCCUGCGCGCGGAAACCGGCAACCAAACCGGGAGCAACCUGACACUGGAGCCGCGGCAACGGCUGAUCCGCCGGCUAACCGGCAACCGAGAGGCUGGAACCGUGCAUCCAGCAAGCGGGGUCGCGAUGCCAAUCUGGACUGUAGUUUCCUGCGGCCCGAGAACUAUGCCGCUCCGGAGGACGGACUCCAGGUGCAGAGCAUCGCCGUGGACAAUCCGCGGGCGUAUCCCGGCUGGCGGUUGUACUUCCUGCGUGACAAUUACGAGGAGGGCAACGAGCUUGCCCGGAGGAUCAUGGCCGUGGAAGCCCAUUUCCAACGCAAUCCCCACGACUACGAUUUAGUGCGGGCCCGUGACCGGGGCUUCUUCAGCCUGCCUGCCGACGGCAUCCUCAAGGAUGCGCAGCUGAUGGAUAUGUGGCCUGGGCUGGCCGAUGAUCUUCGAGAGCAUCCGCUUCGCACCCUAUCCACUCUGUCGCUGGCCAUGCACACUGUGGUGACGAACCAUCUUCUGGACGCCAAUGAAACCACGGUGAGUGUUGUCUCCACGGCAGAGCAGUACAUUCCGCCGCUACAGACGCAUGUGCGCAAGAUCUACGUGCGACCAGAGAAGUUUGUGGCCGUGGAGGCGAUGAGCGAGAUCAGCCACGACCGUGUGGACACUCUCUUCGCCGUGCGCGGCAUCAUCACCAACGUGGGCGAGCCAGGCUACAGCCUCGCAUGGCAGGCCUUUCGCUGCACUCGCUGCCAGAUGGUGAUGGCGAUGCGGCAGCGCGGCACCUUUCAGCCCCGUCCCUAUCUGUGCAAGCGUCAAGAGUGCGUGGCUCGCGAAGGAUUCCUGGCGCUGCGCAGCUCUCCGUACACUCGACUAGUCAUCAGACAAAUCAUUCGCCUGGAGGAGUCCAGCCUGGCGCAAGUCCACGACUACGAGAGCAGCCUACCGGGGGAGAUGGACGUGGAGCUGCGACACGAUCUAGUGGAUGCAGUUCGCGUGGGCCAGGAGGUCGUCGUAACCGGAGUGCUGAAGCUCCAGGAGUUGGGCGAGGAUGCGUCGUCGGCAGACGCUUCUAACCAGAUGCGGGCGUAUCUGAAAGCGGUUAGCGUCAUGGAUUCGGCGAGCAUACAGCAGGAGUUCAGUGAGAGCGAUCUAGAGGCCAUUGCCGUAAUAAAUGCGGAGCCCAAUAGCUUCAAGCUUCUGGUUCAAUCGAUUGCCCCGGAAGUCUACGGGCAUGAGCUGCCCAAGGCCGCCUGUCUGCUCUCUCUCCUUGGAGGCAGUGGUAGACCCCAGGCAGAGCCAAUCAACGUUCUUUUGGUGGGUGAUCCCGGCAUCGGCAAGACCAAGAUCCUGCAGAGCUGCGCACAAAUUACGGAGCGAGGUGCCCACGUGAGCGGAAAACGAGGGGCCCAUUCCGCCCAGCGUUUGGGUGUGACCUUUGCUGGGCGAAACAAGCGCGUUCUGCAGGCGGGUGCCUUGAUGGUGUCCAGUGGUGGCGGCCACUGUACCCUCGACGACGUGGACAAGCUGGCCUCCAAGCAGGCGGUGCUGCUCCAGUGUAUGCAAUCGGGUGAACUUAAUCUGCCGCUGGCCGGAGCCUUUGCCUCCUUUCCGGCAAAAUCCUCGAUUAUCGCCUGCGCGAAUCCACAACGAGGACAGUACGACGAGGGGCGCUACUUGCUGCAGAAUAUACACAUAGCGCCGGCAUUGCUGCGGGAAUUUCACCUUGUCUACGUACUGCUGGACAAGCCUUCUACCGACAGGGACAUGUCUCUGACUGCCCACGUGAGGGCACUCCAUGCUGGGGCCAAAAAGCGCGCCAGGAUCGCAGCUCGUUACGCACUGAAACCUAAGAUGAGUGAGUCCAUGUGUCAGGCAACCUUCCAUGUGACGGCAGCGGGAGCGGAUGAAAAUUCGAUUAAAGCUGAGGACGACAACGAUAGCAUAAUGCAGCAGGACUACGAUCUGGACAGGCGCCUGGAGCUGUUGCCCGAGGACGGGGAUGUGGACUUGCUGCCACCCAUUCUGAUCAAGAAGUUCGUGGCUUAUGCCCGCCAGCAAGUGAGUCCGCUCCUGAACGAGGAGGCUUGCCAUGACAUCAUGCGAUUCUUUUUGGAGAUUCAACAAGGCGGUGCCCAGGAGAAUGGCGAAUCUAGCCAAAUUGGAGCGGGACAACUUCUUGGCCUGAUUCACCUUUCCCAGGCACGUGCCCGCCUGGAUUUGUCGCACGUGGUAAAUUCACAGCAUGUGCGUGAUGUGAUCGCCCUGCUCACGGAGAGUAUCACCCAGACCAGCCUCAAGGUAGGUGGCGACCUAAGGCUCGGACCUAGCGGAUCUGGAGCUAGAGGAGGCGUCAUCGGCGGCGGAGGAGGAGGAGGUGGGAAAGGCGCUCAACUGCGCAAUUUUUUGCAAAUGUUGCAACGACGUUCGGCGGCGUUGGGUCGGCGAAUCUUUGAGUUCGAGGAGCUCAAGGAGAUCGGAGCGCGGGCUGGCAUCUUGACGGGCAUCAGUCAGUUGGUGGAGACGGCCAACAUGGGCGGCUAUUUGCUCAUGAAGGGCGCAAACAUGUACGAAGUGGUUCCGGACUGAGCGAAAAACUAUACAAAUGCCAGAGUCAAUAUUUGACGCGUCUGCGAUUGUUUUUGUUUUUUUGUUGUUAACUAUUAGUUAAGUGGCUCAUCAAGUACAUUGCUCUAAUGAGGCAAUAUGUCCAGACCUAAUCUAAGAAAUACUGUUACAGGGAUUCAUUAUUGUUAAGUUGAAAAUCCCUUAUUCAUUUCCAUUUCCGUUUUAUUAGUAUUUUUAUAGAAUAAAGCAUACUUUUGGGAGCUUACUAAAUAUAAAGUGUGUCAUUACACUAAGCUACAAAAGCAUACAUAUUUACCAUAUAAGUUCCUAAAAAUGUUGUCGAAAUC